Molecule: messenger RNA, 915 nt
Organism: Cyclocybe aegerita
Lineage: Eukaryota; Fungi; Basidiomycota; Agaricomycetes; Agaricales; Hemipholiotaceae
Source: the annotation of a GenBank genome assembly
AUGUCCGCCAAAGAUUACUUCGGCACCGUCUACUAUAUGCACAACAUACCUGUCCACUCCUCCCAGAUCCUCGACAUCUCAAUUCCGUGGUCCAACCUCGUCUCAUUCGACCUUGGAUGCAUCGCGUUAGCGUCCGAUGUCACGUUGGUUGUUAUGCACCGCGCAGCAACGAACCUGCAUGAAGCGGCCUUCCGUGUCGACUUCGGCGCCUCCGCGCACCGAUCGCUAAUGGACCCGCCGCCGGUCAGGAUGAAGGCGCUGAGGGAGCUUAGGGUCAUUCUUGAAGGCAACGGCCUCACCGAUGCAGGCUUCUUCGGCCGUGUCUCCGUUCCUUGUCUCAGGGAUCUUCGUGUUGAUAUGACGAGCCCGAAUACCGAUGGAUGGAACCUCCAUUUCUUCCGCCCGCUCUUCGCCUCUUGUUCCAAGAAACUGGAAGUGCUCGAGCUCAUCAACGCUCCAGGACCUACCACCACUCACUCUUCUCUCGCCAACCGACAACGACGUCAAGUCACCCAUCUCGAGCUCGAGGCGCUCUUAGAGUCCACCCCGAACCUCCACACUCUCCGUCUCCCUCGCGGUAUCUUCACCCACAAUGCUACACUCCGCAAGCUCGAGAUCGCCGAUCUCCUGCCUUCGCUCAGAGCUCUCGAAGUGACGCCCAGCAGCUUUGCGAACGCCGAAGAUAUCCUCUGUAUGCUCGCGACGAGGAUGGAGGUUGUUGAGGCGGCGAGACGCGGUAUCGGAACAUCAAACACCAACGGUGAGGAGGAGGAGGAGGAGGAAAGGCAUGUUGAGCCGAUUACUGACGUCGUGCUUCACUCGCCGCUUGCUGAGAGGAGCGCCUUCCUGAAGGAUGUCGUCCCGAGGUACCUUCCUCGCCUCAGAGGCGUCCGGAUUCGGGUCGAAGCUUGGUAG